This is a messenger RNA of Amorphotheca resinae ATCC 22711, 1122 nucleotides long. RefSeq lists its product as hypothetical. The coding region runs from base 1 to 1095 and encodes 364 amino acids. The record is from RefSeq and is a predicted model, not a curated record. The transcript is spliced from 3 exons. Lineage: Eukaryota; Fungi; Ascomycota; Leotiomycetes; Helotiales; Amorphothecaceae.
AUGUCGCAACUGAUACCUCCCAAGGAGGCAGCGGAAUUGUAUAUUGAGUGGGUCAUUCAGUCUAAGGACUAUGGUUACAUGAACGGUGUGAGCCCAGCGAAUAUCGUCAAAAUGGCCAUGCUGGACUUGGAUGCCCUACAAUCUGGCAAAUACGGAGCAGAUUAUUAUCCAAGUGCUGACCUAGGGACAUCUCUUCAGUCCGCCGUGGAUGAAGCAAACACGACGGAUGGCCUCCCAAAGAUAGUCUCGUGGAUAGAACAUAGGGACGAAGAAAGUGUUGUGCGAAGCAAGGAGAUCGAGAAGGUUCUGUCUGAAGAGUUUAAGCAGAUUAGUAUCCCUGAAGUCCCAGUGGAGCGAUGGGAAAGAUUUACUCUAUAUGAGAAGGUGUCCACUAUCGCUCAAUAUCGAGUAGCAAAGGACCUCGUCUGCUUGUCUAAACCUACCGAUUACAACUACAACUACAAGAAGUACGAGUUCACUAUCCAGCUCUAUUUGCUUAAGGGCGGGUAUGGUGGCAAUCAUUUUGCGACAAAAUUGUGUUCCGGUUACAAUGUUCCUUUUUACAGCUUUCUGAAGACUCUUCAAGAUGAGAGCCAAUUGUGUGUAAUUCCACCUCUCGAUGACACUCAACCUUUCACCAUCCCCAAGGGCCCCAGCUUCGGGUCUUCUACAGAACUCACCGCAUCGGUCUUUGGCAAAGCAGAGAAAGAGAAACGCGUGAAGCAACGACGCAGCAGUGUGAGAGGGUACACGCUCGAGGAUGGGCCAUGGGUGUAUUUUCUCGUCAACAACGCAUCACGGACCAGGUCCGACUACACUGAGAUUUCCAACCAAAAAGAUUAUGUGGAGAUGCUGGAUACUCUUAAAAAGGCCCACCAGAGAAAUCCGGAACACGGGGAAGUACUACACAUUUGGCAUUCAGCGGAUCUAGCGGCGUAUAGCAAAUGGAGAGAGUCUGCUCGCCAGGAGAUACAAGAUAGGAAUCGCCCUUGGAGAUCAGCUGAAUCGGAUGAGGGGAAUGAAGAGGAUCGAGAGGAUGGAGAAGACGAUGAGGGUGAGCCAUACUUUCAAUGGUUGAUGAGGACAUUGCAAUAGGCCAGAUAUGGCGAAAGAUACAUACGC